AUGAACACCGCUCCGCUGAUAUCUCGCCGCUUUGUGGUCGGAAUGGGCCCGCGGCUGACAGCUCCUGUACGAUACUCCUCCACAGCGAUGAAGCCUAGAGAGCGAACAUUCAUGCGGGCUGUCUUCACCACUGGAACAGUUGUUACUGCUACUGGCGUGCUAUACGCAGCAACUAGAUCGGGUGGCAGAGUGGGCACUCGAUAUGCCAAGAAGAACUCCAGUCUCGACAGCUCCAAAUGGUUCUUGGAAGGGGCUGAUGUCAAUAAAUGGUUGGUUGGAAAAGCUAGAUGA
Messenger RNA from Exophiala aquamarina CBS 119918, 291 nucleotides. RefSeq lists its product as uncharacterized. The coding region runs from base 1 to 291 and encodes 96 amino acids. The transcript is spliced from 2 exons. NCBI's taxonomy places the organism in Eukaryota, Fungi, Ascomycota, Eurotiomycetes, Chaetothyriales, Herpotrichiellaceae. The record is from RefSeq and is a predicted model, not a curated record.